ACAGCACACUGUGCGGGGCAGGGCUACUCCGGGAUCAGGAUUGGGAAGCCCUAGGCUACCCCGGAUCAUCGUCCUGCCCCAACAGGUAGCCUCUCUCUCUCUCUCUCUCUCCCCCUCUCUCGCGCUCUCACGCCUGCGCACGUCAUCCCUCUCGCUUCUCGCGCGCUGGUUAAAAAGAAGGUGGAAAAGUCCGAGCACCAUGUGAGCGCACUGAAGGCGCUGCAGGAGGCAACACGGUGCUGCUGCUGCUUCUGCACCCACCACUGAGAGCACUAAACGGGGGAUUUAUUUUGUCUGCGCGAGGGAACCUGCUCAGACUCCUUUUUGAUCGACUUUUUUUUUUUGCUUUCUUUCUCUCUUUCUUUUCUUGGGUUUUGCAUACCAUUAUGCAAGAACACGUUUUUGCCUGUGUCGUGCCAUCCUAACCAGCACUUGUUCCCUUUCACGUGACUAAUACUGAAGCCCACAUACUUUACGUUCACGUAUUUUUUAUGUUUGGCUGAACUGGAAUAAAAAAAAAGUAUUCAAAUAAACUUUAUUAACUGCGUUUUUGACUGCUCAGCAGCAGCGGCAGUUCUCUUUUUUAACUGAGGGUCUUUUCCACCAUGAGGCAUCUGAAGUUUGUCCUGGUGCUGGCCGUGGCCGCCAACCUGUGGGAGUGCGGCGAGGCCAGGCUGGGAGAGAAGGGCGAGCUCAGCCCGAGGAGGAGGAGAUGCUACGACGGCAGUCUGCCCAGGCGCCUGAAGAAGAAGGAGCGCAAAGUGGCCGUGGAGGACGGGGCCGUGUGCUCCAGGCUUUACCCGCGAGUGUCCUGCUGCACCGUCCGCAGAGCGCCCUACCAGAGCCUCCACCGAAGAGACACCACGAUCUAUUCCACCAAUAAUACGGAAUGUUCCAGACUGCUGCAGGAGAUAAAGUGUGCCCGCUGCUCUCCUCAUGCCCAGAUGCUAUUCCACUCACCUGAGGAAGAGUCCUCACGGUACCGCGAGCCUGACCUGCCCCGCCUCUGCCCCGAGUACUGUCGAGAGUUCUACUACACCUGCAGGGGACAUGUACCAGAGCUGUUCCAAGCUGACGUGGACGAGUUCUGCCAGUACUACGGGAGGAGAGACGGAGGCCUGUGCUUUCCUGAUUUCCACCAAAAGCUCCCACGGGGCCAAGACUCCAACUAUUUAGGAGAUGAGAAAAUAGAUGCAAUCAACAGGAAGCACAAGCACAACUGCUACUGUGCCCAGGAGAUCCUUAGUGGGCUUCGACAGCCUGUGGCUGUGGUGCACUGUGGGGAUGGGUCUCAACGCCUCUUCAUCCUGGAAAAGGAGGGCUUCGUCCGCGUCCUCACCCAUGACAUGGAGCUACUCAAAGAGCCCUUCUUGGACAUCCAUAAACUGGUGCAGACAGGGAUCAAGGGAGGAGAUGAAAGGGGCUUGCUAAGCCUGGCAUUCCAUCCCAAUUACAAGAAAAACGGAAAGCUCUACGUCUCCUAUACGACUAACCAGGAGCGCUGGGCCAUCGGACCUCACGACCACAUUCUCCGUGUGGUCGAGUACACAGUGUCCAGGAAAAACCCCAAUCAGGUGGACACGAGGACCACCCGGGUCUUAAUGGAAGUGGCAGAGCUCCAUAGGAAGCAUCUAGGAGGGCAGCUGCUUUUCGGGCCCGAUGGCCUACUACACAUCUUCUUGGGCGAUGGCAUGAUCACGCUGGAUGAUAUGGAGGAGAUGGAUGGUCUGAGUGACUUCACGGGAUCUGUACUGAGGGUGGACGUGGACACAGAAUGCUGCUCCACUCCAUAUGUCAUACCCAGGAAUAAUCCAUACUUCAACAGCACCAAUCAGCCACCUGAAAUUUUCGCCCAUGGGCUGCAUGAUCCAGGCAGGUGUGCAGUCGAUAAGCUUCGCAUGGACACCAAUGGGAGCCUCCUGAUCUUGUGCACUGACUCCACUGGAAGAAACACAACAGCAGGGAGGAUCCUGCAGAUCAGUAAAGGGAAAGACUACGAAAAUGAACCAUCAGUCUUCGACUUGGGGUCUACUGGUGGUGCAGUCCCAGUAGGAGGAUUCAUCUACAGGGGCUGUCAAUCAAGAAGGCUUUAUGGAAGUUACGUAUUUGGUGACAAAAAUGGGAACCUCAGGAUCCUUCAGAGGCCUACUGAUGACCGGCCAUGGCAAGAGAAGCCACUCUGUCUUGGAAGUAGCAGUUCAUGCGGUUCCUCAUUGGUAGGCCACAUCCUGGGGUUUGGCGAAGAUGAACUAGGUGAGGUCUAUAUCUUGGCAUCCACCAAAAGCUUGGCCAUGCAGUCACACAGUGGUAGACUCUACAAACUGGUGGACCCUAAAAGGCCCCAGGUCCCUAAGGAAUGCCGGCGGCCGGUGGAGGCUCCUGAAAUGCUAAGCAGCUCCUGUUCACGGGAGUGCAAGAACGGCCACUGCACACCAACCGGCAAGUGUUGCUGCAACAAUGGCUGGGAGGGUCCCUUCUGCAUACGAGCCAAGUGUGAACCUGCUUGUCGCAACGGUGGGGUCUGCAUCGAACCCAAUAAGUGCUUCUGUAAGGAAGGCUUCAAUGGAGCCCAGUGUGAGAAGGGAGAGCGUGGUGUACAAGAGGACCAAGACAAAGAUGGCAUCUUGGAUCACAUCAUUGACAUGACGUCUUAUCUGCUGGACCUCACCAGUUACAUCGUAUAAAAGGGCAGGGAGAAGAAGCUAUUCACUCCAGCCCCAGGACUGAAUUUUAAGGACGCAUUCAAGGGUUUGCCUUCAGAACACCCCCAACAUCCAACAGCAUCCCAGUGUCUGAAUCACCUGACAAACAGAUUUGGCUGAUGCAUUAAAAACUGGUUAUUCAGGCAAAUAUCAACCAAUUCACUUGAAAUCAUCCUCAUAUUACCUAGUUUGACCUUUUUUAAUUUUCACUUAAUUUUAAACAAUACUUCUAAGCUAAAAUUCAAAUUCAUAAGUAACAUUGGUUUAUAGAUUUGUUUGUAGAGUUAGAUUAAGCCCAGAUGUUGCCCAGGAGAGUCUUUCAUAAGCUACAUGCUUUGGAUCUCCAAGCACUAUUUCAUACACCUCAUACACAGCCAUGCAUAGACAGUGACACAGCUGGGCGUCCUAAAGAACCUCUCUCACAGCUAUAGGGAUUACACUAAAUGGAGUGACCAUGUUUCCCUGUGUACACUGCAAGCUUGUUAUGCCACAACGUUUAAAGCUUAUAGCUUAAGUCUUAAAGCUUAUCGCCCUAUUUCCUGCUUCCACUGUAGUAAGGUCCAAGUGAAGUUUCCCAGUGAAAAGGACCUUUCAGAUGUCUCCAACAAUUGGACUCAUCAUUUGAGCUCAGUUUGGAUGUUCUACCCCUGGACAGAUGAUCAGACACUGAUUGGGACACCCAAUGUACAACAGAGGUGCACAAAAUGGAAGACAAAUCAUAGAAAGCAAAGAAAACACAAGACUUGCAACAAGUAAUAAGGCUCACUUCAGGAAACCAAAUGGACAGUCUACAUGGCUGAAACGUACCAUGGGAAGCUAUGACUGCCCUGGAUCCGCUACCCCUGACCAAAGGGUUAGCCUUAUAACCAUAAUGGCAAUAAAUAUAACGAACUUCACUGUAUUCACUCUUUUGGUCAGUCUCGCAUCAUACACCAUUGAGAUGUGAACACCAAGAGCAAAAAAAAUGAAGGGUUAGUCAGAAGAACUGAAGAAAGAUGCUGACAGCACACAGUGCCAUAGCAUUGUUCCACCUGAAUAUAUAUUCAUAUUCACCUAAACCUGUGCGAUAGAGUCACUCAGAUGGGACUUAAUGCCAGUCUGCUUGCAGUUUGUGAAAUGAUCUAGGGAGUUAACAAGUCACUGCUGGGGGAAUCCUAAAAAGUCAAGCCUGAAGAUUGCUUGUAUUCAGUGUGUAUUUUAUAUAAAGACAAUAUGUUGAGUCGCAAAUCAAGAAUGUUUUGACAGUCACUUUUAUUCCAUUUCUUACACUGUUACUUUGGAGAUGGUACGCUGAGAAAAUGCCCUCGAGCUGUAUUUACUUUGGUUUAGCAUCGGGGCAUCAACCAUGCUAUUUUCCAAUAUUCUUCAUGACCAUGCACGCUGCUUUCAGUACAAAUAAUGUAUUAUAGUACAUUUCAUUAUGCUUAUGUAUCUUUUUGUUCCUGUUUAAAAUUCAGCACAGAAACAAGCUAGUUUCUUAUAAAUGUUGUUCGUAAAGCAUGUAAGACCAUUUCACAGAUGUUCUGAGCUAGUAACACUGCCACAAGUACAAAGGAUUACUAUUAUUAUUAUAAUUAUUAUUAAAAAUAAUAAUGGAAAUAGGUCACUGUCAGUCACUCAGUCCUUUCCAUAAUCAAAAGUCCUCAUCUUUUUCUAAUCACUGAAUGGUAUUCAGUCACAUUUUUGAAAGGGAACAAGCAUAGUGUUGUACAUUUCUCAUAGUACUGUACUACGAUAAGUACUACUUAGCUUUCAAAAUAAUAUAGUAUUACUAUUGUUUUGAUAGAGGAGGGUCUAUUUUUUUAAGUGUAAUAAUAUAUGGCAGAGGCGAGUGUUAAUAGAAAGCAGUUCUACAUUAAGCCUAUGAAUUAAUUCAUAUUGUAUAUUGUCUUUUAUGCAUACACUUACACAGUUCCCAAAUGAUAAAUGAUUAAGCUAUUGUAAGCAUCUCGUCACCUGUUAGAAAGUUUGACCCACUGUGCAUAAAAAUCUGCCAUUAUGACUUUCGAGGUUCAAUAAUUAGAAGGUUCGGAGACGCAGAGGCAGUUUGCUCAUUUAAUUUGCUAUAUCUGUCUGUUAACUCCAAGUUAGUAAAUGAUGCCAGUGUUUUACUUUUGAUAUGGUCCAGUGGGGAGGGGUAUAAUAUUUUUGAGAGAGGCCUACAGACGUGAAAUUAUGUGUAAUCAUAUUGGUUAACCGAUUAUUGUGAGAAUCGCAAUGCUAGUUCAUCCCCAUAGUAAACUGACCAAAUAAAACAUUUUGUGCCAUGCAGAAAAAACUUCUGGACACUACAAAAUACCUGCUGAAUGUACUUCUCGACUGUGGUUCAUUGUGCUGUUUCAUCAUUGUUGCACUUGAACUUAUUUUUUGGUCGACCCCAUCUUCCAUCACAUUUAGCAGAGAGUGGCCUUACUGGUUGGUUGGAUUGAAUCAUUUCGCCAGCGUCCAGAGAUGUGAAAACUAUCCAUUUCUUCCAAAAGUACAUUUACAUCUAUCUGUAACGUUUGCUUCUUUUUCAUGGUUGAUCAUUUGUUUGCAUAAAUAGGGUCAUACAUUAUUAUAUAGUAGAGUAUUCGGGUAUACUGCAUCAUUAGACACACGUUUUCAUUCUCUUUCAGCAUUACAGGGGGGUUACAUUCUCUUGAGAAAUUACGCUAACGACGAUCUUGUCUUCGAUUUGAAACCGUCUUGGUUUCAGUAAGUGUAAAGAAUCUAUGCUGUAAGUCUAUUCUGUAAUAUUAGCACUUAAUGUGAAACUUGCAUCGGAGCUGCUGGGAAGGUGUUUGUGUGAAUAGAGUAACCCUUUUUUUUGUUUUUGUUUUGUUUUAUUUCAUUAUUUAAGUAGUUACACCAUAAAGUUAUUUAAGUUGUCUACAAUGUUUGUACUGUUUCAUGUGAAGAAUUUGAUCAUGUAUUGUAAAUAAAGCUAGGGCUAUCUCAGUUUCCUCCCAGAAAUAUCACUAUGUUUAUUAAAGUGUAUAGCAUGUUUGAAAA
Molecule: messenger RNA, 5696 nt
Organism: Pygocentrus nattereri (red-bellied piranha)
Lineage: Eukaryota; Metazoa; Chordata; Actinopteri; Characiformes; Serrasalmidae
Gene: hhip
Product: hedgehog interacting protein
Exons: 13
Coding region: 606-2684 (692 amino acids)
Source: RefSeq, a predicted model, not a curated record